Messenger RNA from Miscanthus lutarioriparius, 2352 nucleotides. The record is from the annotation of a GenBank genome assembly. NCBI's taxonomy places the organism in Eukaryota, Viridiplantae, Streptophyta, Magnoliopsida, Poales, Poaceae.
AUGCCUAGGCCUAAUCCUGAAGGAGGUGCUGGUGAAAGCUCAUCAGUUGCAUCAGGUGGUGCUGGUUCAGCAUCCUCAGCUGCUCCAGAUGUUUCAGCCCUUGUAGAAAAGGCUAUAGCAGCACUGCUUCCAGAACUUGCUCAGCAGGCUAAAGAUCCCAAGAGGAAGGCUCGAUCUCAAGACCCAGGAUGGAAGUAUGGGUGGUGGCCAGAUCCUACAAAGAAGGAAUUUAUUCAGUGCAUUUUCUGUAAGAAGGUAGUGCCUGCAGGAAUCGGUCGGUUCAAGAUGCACCUUGCUGGGGGUUAUGGGGAUGCAAUGAAGUGCCCAAAACCACCUCCAAUAGUCCAGCGAGAGAUGACUGUUUACUUGAAGAAGAAUACAAGGACUACAAUUGUGGCACUUCCUGGAGAUGGUGAACAAGAACAAGAAGCAAAUGAAGAGGAUGAAGUUACUGAAGUUGAACCAGCGAAAGUACCAACAACUCAAAAGAACACCAACACCAAGUCACUUAGUGCCAUGCUUCGCAGGACACCAGAAGUAGUUACAGAAAGGCAUAAAUCCAAGACUUCUCAGCCCACUAUAGAGCAGUGCACAAAGAAAGAUAAAGAGGCUAAACAAAUUGUUGAUGAUCAUGUUGCUGAUUUCUUCUAUGAAAAUGGUAUACCAUUCAAUGUCAUUAAUUCGAGAAGUUGGGAGAUAAUGCUUGAGUCCAUUGGGCAGUAUGGACCUGGGUACCGCUCACCAACCAUGCAUGACAUUAGGGAAUCAUUGCUUGAAAGGGCUGUCAACAGGACAGCAGAACUAAGAAAGAAGCAUGAGGAGAGUUGGAAAGAAUAUGGCUGCACUCUCAUGUCCGAUGGUUGGACGGAUACAAGCCACCGCCAUAUAAUCAAUUUUCUUGCCAACAGUCCAGCAGGGACCUUCUUCCUAGGUUCAGUGGAUGCUUCAAGUGAGAUAGCAAAUGCACAAAUGCUAGCUGAUUUGUUGGAGCAGCAAGUUGACAAGAUUGGGAAGGAAUAUGUGGUGCAGGUUGUCACAAACAAUGGGGCCAACUUGAAGGCAGCCGGAAGGAUUCUAAUGGAGAGGAUCCCACAUUUGUUUUGGACACCUUGUGCUGCCCAUUGUCUGAAUUUGUUGCUGCAAGACAUUGGUGAGAUAAAGGAAUUCAACAAUGCCAUCAAUUGGGGCAAGAAAGUGUGCAGAUUUCUAUACAAGCAUGGGAGGAUACUUGAUCUAAUGAGACAGAAGAUAGGUGGAGAUCUUGUGAGACCAGCUGUGACUCUAUUUGCUACUUCUUACCUAACAUUGGCAAGUAUGUACAAGCACAAGAAUGGCUUGAGAGCUUUAGUUGUUAGUGAAGAAUGGCAGGCUAACAGUCUGUCUAACACUAGAGGCAAACAAGUUGAAGAUAUUGUCCUUUCCAUGCCUUUUUGGAAUAGAGUCGAGUGUUGCUUGAGAGCUUCACAGGCCCUUCUCGUCGCUCUAAGGAUUGCAGAUGGGGAUGAGACACCAGCAGCUCCUGAGAUCAUGGCAGCCAUGGAUCAUGCAAAGACCACCAUCAAAGAUUCUUUAAAAGCUAAAACCGACUUGCUUAAAGAAGUAAUGAAGCGCUAUGAUAAUAGGUGGGAAAACCAAAUGCAGCAGAAGUUGUAUGGGGCAGCCCUAUUCUUGAAUCCAGGCAAGUUCUUUGCCUUAAGGGAGAAAGACAAGAGAAAAGCUGCAAGGCUAAGGAUCAUGUUCAAUGAAAUUUUAUACAAAAUGGUGGCGGAUGACAGUGAACAAUCCAAGAUUUCUCGUCAAGCUGAUGAUUAUGAACAGUCUGAAGGUGAAGGCUUCUCAAUGCCAUUAGCAAUAAGGGACAGAGACAAAAAGAACCCUAGUUGUGAGCGUAAUUGGAGUGUUUUUUCCCAUUUCCACACCAAAAAGAGGAACAGAUUAGAGCACAAGAGGUUAAAUAAAUUGGUCUAUGUCAGUUACAACAAAAAGAUGUCAAACAGGUUUCAAAAAAUCAGAGAGCUUGGUUGCAAAGGACAGAAGAGCAACCCUCUCACGCUAGCUGAAUUUCAGUGGGAUAAUGAAUGGGUGGAUGAUAAUUGUGAGGAAUCGACUUGGGCUGCUGUUGAUGAAGCUAUUGGUGCAUCUGAGAAUCUACAGGGCUGCAACUUGCCUAGGGCUGCUGCUGCUCGUGCAGCAGCCUCUGUCAGCCAGAUGUAUACCAGGAAGCGUCCAAGGACUGCUGCAGCUACAGCUGCUGCUCCAGAUAGCAUUGAUGAUGAAGAUGAUGACCAUGAAGCACAAGUUCAGCCAGAUGCAUCUAAUGCUGAAGUAGGAAGGGAGGUGGAUGGAGACUAG